AUGCGAGCGGCAAGAUACUACGGCAAAGAGGACAUCCGCAUCGAACAGAUCCCGGAACCUCCCUGUGGACCCAACCAGAUCAAGAUCGCCCCGGCAUUCGUCGGAAUCUGCGGAACCGAUCUCCACGAAUACCUCGGCGGCCCUAACUUCUGCCCCGCAUCCAGACACCCCGUCACAGGCGAUACCAUCCCCGUCACCCUCGGCCACGAAUUCUCAGGCAUCAUCAAGGAAAUCGGUUCUGAUGUGAAGGCUGAGGGCAACAUCAAAGUCGGCCAGCCGUGCGCGGUGCAGCCGACGGUCUACUGCGGAAAGUGCGCCGCCUGCACGAGCGGAGCGGAGAAUGCGUGCCACACCGGCGGCUUCAUCGGGCUCAGCGGCGGGGGCGGCGGGCUGAGUGAGGCGGUUUCCGUGCCUGCUGACCAGGUGUUCCCUUUGCCCGACGGCGUGCCACUCGAGCUGGGCGCGCUGGUGGAGCCGCUUUCAGUCUCUUGGCAUGCCGUGUCAGCCGGGAACGUCACGCCUGAUUCGACGGUGUUGAUCAUGGGCGGCGGACCGAUCGGGCUUGCUGCGGUUCUGUGCUUGAUUGCGAAGGGAGUGAAGAAGAUCAUCGUCUCGGAGAUUGCGACUGCUCGCCAGAACUUUGCGAGGGAGUUCGGCGCCACUGACAUUAUCAACCCGAAGGAGCAAGAUGUUGUCAAGGAAACGUUUGCGAUAACAAAUGGUAUUGGCGCAGAUGUUGUUUUCGACUGUGCUGGGGUACCCGCUAGUGUUCAGGCUGCAUGUCUCGCAGUGAAGACCCGAGGAACAAUAGUCAACGUAGCUAUUUGGGAGAAGGAAAUACCCUUCAACCCCAACUGGAUCACGUGGCGAGAGAGCUCGUACAAGUCAGUCUUGGGUUAUCAAAAGGCAGACUACCAGGCUGUCAUCGACAACCUGAGAACUGGGGCUCUAAAACCAGCAUCGAUGAUCACUCGCAAGAUCCCCCUCGACGACUUGAUUGAUAAGGGGAUCAAGGCCCUCAUUACAGACAAAGACAAUCAAGUCAAGGUUUUGGUUGAUGUAAAUGCGAGCUUAUGA
Messenger RNA from Colletotrichum siamense, 1077 nucleotides. It is a transcript of the gene BDH2, whose product is annotated as putative diacetyl reductase [(R)-acetoin forming] 2. Gene Ontology annotation, molecular function: zinc ion binding; (R,R)-butanediol dehydrogenase activity. Gene Ontology annotation, cellular component: cytoplasm. Lineage: Eukaryota; Fungi; Ascomycota; Sordariomycetes; Glomerellales; Glomerellaceae. Gene Ontology annotation, biological process: butanediol biosynthetic process. The record is from RefSeq and is a predicted model, not a curated record. Bases 1 to 1077 code for a protein of 358 amino acids. The transcript is spliced from 4 exons.